AUGGCUCCUGGUCCGAAACGAAAGCGUGGCGACCGCACCUUCUCCUACGACGAUAGCCCGCGACCGUCGCCGCACCGACCACAGAAUCUACCACUCGCGCAUACUCAACACCAGAACAGCCCACGUGGCGGACGAGGAGGUGGAGACAGGCGGCAAAGCAGGGGAGGAGCGGGGAUGGGCGGAGGAGGCCGUGGCGGUUACAGCGUACCACAAAGUCCCAGCGUCGCGUAUGCUUCUCCACCAGCCAGAUCCCCAACAGUAGGCGCACCCCAUCCGCCUAGACCUGCUCAGCCGGCGCCAUCUGCUCCGGCGCCAUCUGCUCCGGCGCCAUCUGCUCCGGCACCAUCUAAUCCAGCACCAUCCAAGGACCCAGUCUCUCUGCCCUCAGCGCCGACGCGCGAAGUACCAGAGAGCAACGAGUACCUGACGCCCCAACGCGUUGCCAAAUGGAACAAUGAAGCACGACAAGCAGUUGUCCAAGCUGCGCUGACGGCCCAGCGUAAAGGCGAUGUCUUUACGCUAUCCGUCGUAUUCCACGAGAUCAUCGAGGCGUCGAUGGAUCGCCUGUUGAGCUCAGGCGAGCUGGGAUCGUUGGUUCGAGACAUUGUCGCUGCACCCCCAAACGAGUCGGUAGACCCCGUAUCCACCUUCCUCGACACGCUCAGCUCCUUGACAGAGAACGAACACAAGCAGACUUUGGUACGGCCUAUGCUCAUGGCAACGGAUAUCGAUGUCGGGCGAAUGCGCUCCGAACUCGAUAUCAACUUACUGAAACAUCUUGAGCUGGUCCGUGGAAGCUUCGGGAAGAUGGCCGUCCGCAAAGCCACACACGCUCUCUACCGCCAAUCGAAUUACAAUCUCCUUCGCGAAGAGACCGAGGGCUAUUCGAAGCUCAUGACCGAAUACUUUACUACAGUCAACAGCGAGCCACCGAGUCACGAAGUCGUUAGUGAAACAUACCAGCGAGUGAAUGCUCUCAUUGGCGCAUUCGACUUGGACAUUGGCAGAGUUCUCGACGUGACACUCGAUGUCUUUGCCAAUUUACUCGUCAAGCAUGGAAAGUUCUUCGUCAAGCUACUUCGCUGCAGCGCAUGGUGGCCAGAGCAGCGGGGACUGGAGGGUAUCGAGUGGGAGGAGCCGGAAGUAUCGACACUUCCAAACUGGGCCCAACCAGAAUCACCGUUGUGGUAUCACUCUGAGGAGGAGAAGCUUCAACAACUGCAGCUACGUGAACGCCGAGACCGCAAGUUUUGGGACCGUGUUGGAGAGCUCGAAGCUUCACGAGCCGGGAAGGGCAUCGAGGUCUUUUUCGAGCUUGGCGCUCGACGUAUCACUGCGAACAACAGGCCGAGAGACGAGAAAAUCCAUGCAGAGGGCGCUACUCUUUCCGAUCAACAAGCUGCACGGAAAUGGGCAGAUGACUGGAUGUUGCAAACCGGGACAUUGCCGCCUUCGGGUAAUGAUACCGCUGCUCAGCUUCUUGGCUUCAAGUUGCAAUUCUACGCGUCUGAUGCUCGCGACGCAUCAGAUUUCCUCCCCGACAACCUAAUCCACCUGGCUGCCCUUCUCGUCAAAGUGGGAUUUAUCUCGAUUCUAGAUCUUUAUCCACAUCUGUAUCCACCAGAGAGCGAAAUGUCCGCUCACAAACGGAAGCUGAUAGAAGCUAAGAGGGAGAAGGAAGAGAAGGAGAGCGGAAAAGACAAUGCAUUGACACUGUCAGUGCUCUCGGACGACACUAUACAAGGACCGCCUGCCGUAAGCCGCCUCAGAGAAGCCGACAAAUCCACAAGGCCCGAGUCUGAGAGCGGCACUCCUGGAAAACCCAGCGAAGCCACAGAUGCGAAGCCCCCACUGCCAGAGCCAGCUGAUCAGAAGUACCAACUUCUUAAAAGUUUGCUCUGCAUUGGCGCUUUGCCUGAAGCCUUGUUUAUCCUUGGCCUCCAUCCUUGGUUACUGGAGGUCUACCCGGACCUACUUGAACUUAUGUCUCGUCUAGCCCAUCACUCAAUCAGCAAAGUCUACGAAGCAGCAAGGCCUAUCUCCCCAGAGCAGAUUCCAGUCGUAACAAAAGGCGCCGUUUCUCGAGGCCUUUCCCGCCCAAGCGAUUUCACACCCCGACGAACACUUCGAUGGCCUAAACCAGAUCAGAAAGAUGCAGGCGAUGGUGUCGAUUAUCGAUUCUACUGGGAAGACUGGGCUGACAAUGUACCUGUUUGCCAAGACGUCGACGACGUGAUCAAACUGUGUACCACCUUGCUUGGGUUGGUAGGCCCCGAGUGCGGCAAAGAUACUGUUCUUUUGACAAAAAUCGCACGCAUAGCGAGAAAAGACUUUGCAAAUAACCCAUCAGAUGCAAACCGACAGCGCUGGAUCAGAUUCUCGACAACUUUCCUCACUCCAACGCUCUCUUUCACUGGUCAGAACCCGGGUGUCGUGAAUGAAGUAUGGGAGCUUCUCAAGCAGUUCGACACCGCAACACGCUUUACCAUAUACGAACAAUGGCAAGUCAAGGGAGCCAGCAAACCAAUCUUCAGACAGUUCUUCAAAAAGGUGCAACACGCAACGAGUAAGGAAUUGAACAAAGUCACGGCUACAAACACCAAGGAGUCCGGACGCAGGAUUGCCAAGAUUUCUUAUUCCAAUCCUGGAAUCGUCUUCAAGAACAUUGUCACGCGACUUAUUAGCUAUCCAAAUAUGAUCGACGCCCUUGUGGAGUGCAGCAAAUACAUCACCUUCCUCGGGUAUGACGUUCUGACUUGGACCCUCGUUACCACCCUCACGAAUCCUAACAAAGAAGGAAAAAAGGGCGAUGGCAUGUUCGCCCAAGGCUGGCUUACCAACCUGUCUUUGUUCAUUGGCAGAGCCUACCAGAGAUACACCCUGCUGGAUCCGACCCCGGUUUUGCAAUACACGACACACCAGCUUCUACAAUCUUCGGGUGAGCUGUACAUGCUCGACGUCCUCGAGCAGAUGGUUAAAUGGAUGGGUGGUAUCGCAGCCACCGGCUCACUCUCGGAAUCCACCGUCCUUUCGUUGAGUGCAGGGCCAGUCCUUCGCGCAUACACCCUGCAGCACAACCUUGCGGACAAUCGUCAUCAGGCUGUUACCUCGGCCAAGCGAUUAGCAAAAUGCCUGAAGGACAGAGACCUGGCGCCGCAGAUUCUGGUCGCGCUGGCACAGCAUGUCGAGGCUUUCAUUCAUCGCGAUGAUCAGCUUGAUGCUCCUGACAAAGUGGUCUUCUUCAACGCUGAUAAACUGCAUUCGAACCUCUUUCAAUAUCUCGAAUUCCUUCGCGCCUACUUCUCGGAGGAAGAUUUCGACAGCGCUUUCCCAGGUUUGAUCGAAAUGAUCUCUGAUUAUGGCGUGGACCCAACUAUUGCUUUCACCAUUUGCCGUGCAAGCAUAGCUGCGAAAGCAAACUCUUUCAGGGUUGAGCAACAAGACAGGUCUUCAGAUACCAAAAACCGGAGCAACAGUGGAGACAUCGCAAUGGGAGGAGCAGAGAGCACAGCAGUCAACAGCACUGCUACUCCCUCUACCGCUGUAGGCGAUGGUGCCUCUAGUGCGCCUGGAGAUGUUGAGAUGAACGAGGCCGCUAAGACUGAAUCCGAGGGCGUUUUGGUGGGAACGACUAUGGCCGGUCUUUCGAAUCCCGAGAUCGAAAGAGUAACGGAACAGUUGAGAGCAGUACUGCCCGAGUCUUUUGCAGAUCAUCCUUGCCUGUCGUUCUAUGUCACAUUCUGGCAAUUGUCUCUUCCCGACGUCGAUCAGAAUGGUAUUAGAGAUCGAUACCGCGAGACGAUCCAGAAUUGGCAACAAAAAGCCGCCCCUACGCACGCAGACCGUCGAUACAACUCGCGCAUUCCUAAGCAGGACACGCCAGAACAGCGACGCGCAAAAGAAGAGAUCGCGAAGCUAAGCAAGGAGCGAGACGCUGUUGCGAAGAUCGCCAAGGCUACUCAGGAUCAGUUGCGGGUCGAAAUGAGCAAGUGGUUCGCAGACGUGCCUAUGGUCGGUCCUCGAUCUGACGCUCUUCACUUGGCCCUGUUGCAGGACUGCUUCAUCCCCCGCAGCCGCAUGUCUCUGCACGAUGCGCAAUACACUUCCGCUAUGCUACAUUUCAUGCACAGCUCUGGAGUGCCUGGGUUCCGUACAAUCAAGCUGCUCGACCUUCUCUUUUCCACCAACAAGCUCAGCUGUAUCAUCGGCAUGUACUCGGAAGAAGAGUCGAAAAACUUCGGUCGGUUUCUCAAUGAUGUUCUUCGAGAGCUUCAGAAGUGGCAUGACAACAAGCACGAUGCCUAUGUCAAGUUCGCGUACGGCGCGGAUAGGCAAUUGCCUGGAUUUGGCAGAAAGUUUGAUGCCGAUCGCAACCCAGAGACUCAUCUUGACUACAAUGACUUCUGUCAAGUGUCCUUCAAGUGGCACAAGGCUUUGUUCAGCGCGCUCAAGACUUGCAUUGAAAGCGGCAAGUACACAGAGGUUCGCAAUGCGAUCAGUGUGUUGAACGCCAUCUCUUCAAGCUUUCCUAAGGUUGACACCAUGCGUGACGAGCUCCAAACACCACUGGAGCACAUUGCUAAAAACGACGAAAGGGAUGACCUUAAGAUCUCCGCGCAAUCGACAUUCCGGAUAUUCAAGCAAGGCAAAGCUCACUGGCGGACAGAAUGGCAGUACCGUAAUAUUCCUGCCCCACCGGAAGCCACCAACGGCGCCAGCAAAGCCGACUCUCAGACACCGCAACCGAAAGACGCUCCUGCAACAAAGCUUAACGCCAGCGCGCCUGUGUUCAAGUCCAGAAACGAAUCAAACAAUGAGACGCCACUACCUACAGACAGCCCCGACGACAACGCCCAGAAGCGAGGUUCAACGCCAGCAACAUCAGCAGUUCGUCCUAGCGAUAGGGACUCUUCUUCUCAGGCAAGUACCAAAGAGCCUGAUGUUAGGGACUCUACUCCAUCGCAGCAAGAGCGGGGUGACAAUACACCUGUUAGGGGCACACCUGUCCCAUCUGCCCAUGCCUCUUCCGGACCUUCUCGAAUGGACAGCAGGGCCACGCCGAGCCAAGGCCCUCCAAUGGGCAGAUCCUCUCAUGCUUUGCCCAUUAGACCAGAUUCUCAACCUCACAGACCUCGCCCCUCUGACCGUCAGUCCGAUUACGGCCCUCCCCAUGGCCGACACGACAGCCGGCCGCCUCAUAACGACUAUGGGCGUCUUGAGCGCCCGAGCGAUCCUCGCGACCGACCUAUGCCUGGUGGCAGAACCCCUGAGAGGGGCCCCGGUCCUGUAGAACGCCGUGAUUAUGGCAGAGACCCUAGGGAGUACGAUGAGCGAGCCAUGCGAGCGCCGCCAAGGGAAGCUAGGGGUCCCCCUAUCCGUGGGCCUCCUCAGUGGGAGCCUAGAGAUCCGAGAGAAGCCAGAGACCAUCGAGAGCGACUCGACCACCGGGGGCAUCCUGUGGUACCUGUCAUGGAGCCCAGAAGGACAUCCUCAAACUCAAACCUGUCGCAAGAGUACUCCUCGCACCAACGUGACUUGCCGUCGUCUGGCAGGCACCAAGCCCCGGACAGGGCAGAAGCACCAAUCUCGCGACAACCGCCUACCAAUCUGUCGACAGCCACCGAUGGCCCUGCAAUCAAUCCGGCUCGUGCAGCUUUGAUAGAUCCUGCAGUCAAUCCAGCGCGUGCUGCUCUAAUCAACGAAGCGGGACCUCCCAGGCACGAGUCCCCUCGAUCUGACCGCGACAGCCGUCGCGAGAGAGGACCGCGUCCGCAGUCUCCUAGAAGGGGAGAUGAUCGUCGUGGGGACGAUGGCGGCCCGCCACCUCAACACGUCCGUCACGAAAUUCCUUAUGAUCAUCGGGAGGAGCGAAUACCUCCCCACGCACCCCCUUCGAAUCGUGACCGCCGGGACGAAAUGAGUGUCAACAGCACGCCUACGGGUCCUCGUAGGCCGCAGAAUGAGUCUGUUCGGACUGAGAUGCCGGGUUCGUCUCGCGGUUCUCGCGAGAUGUUCCAGCCUUCACAGUCUUCACGCCAAUCGUACGUUCAAGCGCAGGACCCCAACUACGGUAGGCUUAAUGCGCCUUCCGAACCCGUCCCUUCUGGGCCGCGUGGUCAGUCCUCUGCCCAAAAUCAUUGGCCUCCACUGACGUAGGCAGGUGAUCGUCGCGAGACGCCAUCCCAGCUACCACCACUAAGCGCCCCUUCAGGUCCAGCAGCAUCGAAUUUGAACCCAAAUCCUCCGGGUGUACAUCCUAGUCGACUGCAGGCAAACUUCGGUGGUAGUGGGUCCAACGCUCCACCUAUACAAACGGAUGUUUCAAGCGCGCCAAGUGGCCCUCGUGGCUCGGGUAGGACGCCUCAAGGGUCCUUGCCCUCCCCAGGAGGCAGGGGCCCACCGACAGGACCUGCGUUCAACAAUGACCGAGGACCACGUAAUCCCAACCCCUUGCGAGCUAUUAACAACGUCCUAACGCAGAAUGCACCAUCACCCACCGAGCGGAACGCGCCCAUUCAGACUCUGAACUCUCCGGUCACUGUACGUGGUCGAGGUGCCAAUCGUGCCAACACUUCUGGCGAUGGACAGAGCGAUAUGAAUAGUCCCAUGCCGCCGCCGCAACACACGCCGAUACUCAACUCUCGAGCCGAAGGUCAGUAUCCUAGGAGCGAUAGGCAAGGUCCGUUGGGGCAGGUGGGUGGCGAACCCCUGGAUGAACGAUCGGAAUCACGCAGCCGUCGUACUGAAGGCAGACGAGAGGAGCGGUCCGGACGCGAACGAGAUCAUGAGAAGCGAUCAGAAGAACGAAGCAGCCGAAAUGGGCCGAGUCAACGAGGAGAAGCAGGCCAGGAACAAGAACGAGGAUCUGACCGGGAGCGUCGCGAAAAGAGGGGUAGUGACAGGGAGAGCAGCAGACGGCAUGGUGAGCGGGAAGGCGAACGGUCAAGCCGCGAAGUAGCAGGAGACCGAACGGGACGCGAGCCUCGCGAACCACGCGAAAGGGGUGAACCACGGGAACCACGCGAAAGCAAGUCUCAUCGCAGCUCUCGCGACGAGGCUCGCCCAUCAGGAUCAGGACGGGAAGAGCGCGACCGACGCAGCAGAGGUGAAAGUGGAAAUGGGGGAGACGACGGACGAAAACGAGUUCGUGAUCCUGCGGACCAGCCACAUGGCGACAUGAAGCGCAGACGAUAG
Molecule: messenger RNA, 7194 nt
Organism: Ascochyta rabiei
Lineage: Eukaryota; Fungi; Ascomycota; Dothideomycetes; Pleosporales; Didymellaceae
Product: THO2 plays a role in transcriptional elongation
Exons: 3
Coding region: 1-6156 (2051 amino acids)
Biological process (GO): mRNA processing; mRNA export from nucleus
Cellular component (GO): THO complex part of transcription export complex
Molecular function (GO): mRNA binding
Source: RefSeq, a predicted model, not a curated record